GCGUAAAUUGAGCUAAGACACUCUGGAGGAAGAAGCAGCAAUGAAGUUUCUUCUGCUGAUUCUGGUCUUGCAGGUCACUGCAUCUGGAACUGUUCCCCUUGAGGAUUAUACAGAAGGGAAAGAAUAUCCAAAAGCCAGUAGGUAUUUGACACGGUAUUAUGGCCUUGAAGCAAAUACAGACCGAAUGGUAAAAAUGAAAUUAAGUAAAAACAUUUUGGAAGAAAAAAUCCAGGAAAUGCAGAAGUUCUUUGGGCUAAAAGUGACUGGGCAACUGGACAGACUGACCUUGCAGAUGAUGAGUGAACCUCGAUGUGGCGUGCCUGACGUGCAUGAUUUCAGAGCACUGUCCCAGAGGCAGGCGUGGAAGCAUCAUUUUAUCACCUACAGAAUCAAUAAUUACACUCCAGACAUGAGGCGUCAGGAUGUUGACGAUGCCAUUCAAAAAGCUUUUCAAGUAUGGAGUGAUGUGACCCCCCUGAAAUUCAGAAAGAUUAAUGUAGGCGAGGCUGACAUUAUGAUAUUUUUUGCUUACGGAGAGCACGGUGACUUUAAUCCUUUUGAUGGCCAAGAUGGAGUCUUAGCUCAUGCUUUUGGACCUGGAAUUGGUCGUGGAGGAGACGCACAUUUUGAUGAAGCAGAAACCUGGAGUACAAAUUUCAAAGGCAAAAACCUGUUCCUUGUUGCUGUUCAUGAGUUUGGCCACUCCCUGGGACUUGGUCAUUCCAGCGAUCGAAACGCCAUAAUGUUUCCCAACUAUGGUUACUUUGACCCCAACACAUUUAGCCUCUCUGCUGAUGACACACGUCGUAUUCAAUCCCUCUAUGGGGCUCCAGAUAAACACCAACCAAUGCCACAUCCGGAUGGUACAACGUCAGUUGCCUGUGACCCCAACUUGAGUUUUGAUGCUGUCACUAAAAUUGGAGAUAAAUUUUUCUUCUUUAAAGAUCGGUACUUGUGGUGGAAGCGUCCUGAGGAGUCAAAAGUCAGAAGUGGCUUAAUUUCUUCCUUAUGGCCAAACUUGCCAGUUGGCAUUCAAGCUGCUUAUGAAGUUGAAGCCAGAAAUCAAGUUUAUCUUUUUAAAGAUGAUAAGUACUGGUUAAUUAGUAAUUUAAAAGCACAGCCAAACUAUCCCAACAGCAUAUAUUCUCUGGGCUUCCCCCGAUAUGUGAAAAAAAUUGAUGCAGCUGUCUUCAACCCGGUUACAUAUAAGACUUACUUCUUUGCAGAUGAUCGAUAUUGGAGGUAUGAUGAAAGGAGAAAGCUCAUGGACCCUGGUUACCCUCAGCUGAUUAUCAGGCACUUCUCAGGAGUUAGGCCGACCAUUGACGCAGCCUUCUACUUCAAAGGACACUAUUAUUUCUUCCAAGGAUCUAACCAACUUGAAUAUGAUGUCAAGUUACGUCGUGUUACCAAAAGGCUGAAAAGCAAUAGCUGGUUUGAUUGUUAGGAAUGAUGUAUUCAAUGGUGUUUGUCAAUUCAUUUCAGUUUAAUAAUCUUUUAUUGUAUAUAUGCUAUGUGCCCAGAGUACCACUACGUGGUGAUAUGUAUCAUAAAAUAAGGCAUCUGUAGAAACCACAGAUUAAUGACUGUGUAAGGAAACAAUUAUACAAAAUGUAAACCCUUCCCAUCAGUUUUGUUUGAUUCUAUUAAGUUUGAAAGUAGGUCAACAGUAUACCUUCAAAAGCCAACAGCACACUUUUUGGAGACUUCUGUGUAGAUAGCUUCCUAACAUUUUUAGACUGAAAAGUUGGAAUUAUUUCUUUGUCUUAACUAAAAUUAAACAUAUUAUUUUGCUCAAAUAAAAUUUUUAAACAAAA
This is a messenger RNA of Cavia porcellus (domestic guinea pig), 1817 nucleotides long. RefSeq names its product matrix metallopeptidase 12 (gene Mmp12). The coding region runs from base 41 to 1447 and encodes 468 amino acids. Gene Ontology annotation, molecular function: metalloendopeptidase activity; zinc ion binding. The transcript has 10 exons. Gene Ontology annotation, biological process: extracellular matrix organization; proteolysis; collagen catabolic process. NCBI's taxonomy places the organism in Eukaryota, Metazoa, Chordata, Mammalia, Rodentia, Caviidae. Gene Ontology annotation, cellular component: extracellular matrix. The record is from RefSeq and is a predicted model, not a curated record.